This is a messenger RNA of Capsicum annuum, 3753 nucleotides long. RefSeq names its product exocyst complex component SEC10b. Lineage: Eukaryota; Viridiplantae; Streptophyta; Magnoliopsida; Solanales; Solanaceae. Bases 132 to 2387 code for a protein of 751 amino acids. Gene Ontology annotation, biological process: exocytosis; Golgi to plasma membrane transport. Gene Ontology annotation, cellular component: cytoplasm; exocyst. The record is from RefSeq and is a predicted model, not a curated record. The transcript has 23 exons.
UAGUAGGAUACCGCAAAACUCUCGUAAUCGUAACCUUUUGCAGAUUUCAAUACAUAUCCAGACUUUGACACUGCAGCAAUUGAAGAAGAAGAAGGCGAAGAGAACAUAACAAAAGAGUUGCACUACGUAAGAUGAAAGAAAUUAGAGAUGGAGCACAGGCCAACCGUAACGCAUCUUCUGACUCUACUCCACUAGUUCUUGAUGUAGAUGAUUUCAAGGGAGACUUUUCAUUUGAUGAUUUGUUUGGUAACCUGGUCACUGAGCUAUUGCCUUCUUAUCUCGAAAAAGAAGACUCAUCAGAAGGUCAUGGAACCAUUGAUGCAAUAUCAAAUGGGCAUAUGCGGGUACCUUCAAAUGCAGGGAAGUUACUUUCAAGCCCACUAUUCCCUGAAGUUGAUGCCUUAUUAUCUCUCUUUAAGAAUUCUAGCACUCAAUUGGUCGAGCAAAAACGACAGGUUGAUGCCAAACUAAGCAAUCUCACAAAAGAAGUUUCUGUACAAGACUUGAAGCACCGUAAGACACUUGCUGAGCUGGAAAAAGGUGUAGAUGGCUUGUUUGGUAGCUUUGCACGUCUGGAUUCGCGUAUAUCAUGUGUCGGUCAUACUGCAGCCAAAAUAGGAGAUCACCUACAGAGUGCAGAUACCCAAAGAGAAUCUGCUAGUCAGACGAUAGAGCUCAUAAAGUACUUGAUGGAGUUCAAUAGAAGUCCAGGAGACCUGACUGCACUUUCUCCUUUAUUCACUGAUGAUAACCGUGGUGUAGCUGAAGCUGCUUCUAUUGCACAGAAAUUAAGAUCAUUUGCUGAUGAAGAUAUUGGAAGACAAAAGACAACUGUCUCCUCUUCCGUUGGAAAUGCAACUUCAAAUAAAGGAUUGGAAGUUGCUAUUACAAACCUCCAGGAGUAUUGUAAUGAGCUGGAAAACAGAUUAUUAGCUCGAUUUGAUGUGGCGACACAGAAGCGUGAUUUGUCUACAAUGGGUGAAUAUGGUAAAAUUUUGUCACAGUUUAACAGGGGUACCAGUGCCAUGCAACACUACGUGGGAUUACGUCCCAUGUUUGAUGUUGAGGUAAUGAAUGCGGAUGCUAAAUUGGUCCUUGGUGAUGAGGGCGCCCAACCCAGUCCUAGUAAUGUUGCUAAUGGCCUUUCUUCAAUGUUCAAAGAAAUCACAGACACAGUGCGAAAAGAAGCAGCCACAAUAGCAGCAGUUUUCCCUUCCCCUAAAGAUGUAAUGUCAAUACUAGUUCAGCGUGUCUUGGAGGAUCGUGUUCCAAAACUUCUAGAGAAGCUCCUACAGAAGCCAUCUCUUGUUAACCCACCUCCCAUGGAAGAAGGUGGACUUGUAUUAUAUCUCAGAUUACUGGCUGUCGCAUAUGAGAAGACACAAGAGUUCGCUAAGGAGUUGCGCAGUGUCGGAUGUGGUGACUUGGAUGUUGAAGGUUUGACUGAAUCUUUGUUUCUACCACACAAAGAUACAUACAUAGAGUGCGAACAAGCCUCUCUUAAACAACUUUACAAAGCUAAGACCUCUUGCUUUAAUUUGCAGAUGAACGAGCUGCGUACUGAAAGUCAGCUAUCCUCUGAGUCUUCUGGGACAAUUGGACGCUCAAAAGGUGCUUCAAUAGUACUUUCUAACCCGGAAAUUAUUGUCACUGUGGUAACAGAGUUUGUCCGUUGGAACGAAGAAGCAAUAUCCAGAUGUAGUUUAUUUUCUUUACAGGCUGCUACACUUGCUGCUAGUUUUAAACCUGUUUUCACAUGCCUUCUGGACCAAGUAAGUCAAUACAUAACAGGAGGUCUUGAAAGAGCCAGAGACUGCGUUACUGAGGCUGCUGCCUUGAGGGAAAAGCACUUGCUGGGAACUAGUGUUAGCCGAAGAGUUGCUGCAGCAGCUGCUUCUGCCGCAGAAAAUGCAGCUGCUGCUGGCGAAAGCAGUUUCAGAUCUUUCAUGGUAGCUGUGCAAUGUUGUGGAAGCAGUGUGGCUAUUUUGCAGCAAUAUUUUGUGAACUCCAUAUCACGGCUUUUACUUCCUGUGGAUGGUGCUCAUGCUGCUUCCAGUGAAGAAAUGGCAACAGCUAUGUCACGUGCAGAGAGUGUUGCUUGUAAGGGGCUUCAACAAUGCAUUGAAACUGUCAUAGCUGAGGUAGAAAGGCUACUAUCAACUGAACAAAAGGCGACAGAUUAUCGAUCACCUGAUGAUGGCAUUAUCCCCGACCAUCGGCCAACAAGUGCUUGUGCAUGUGCCGUUGCAUACCUUUCCCGUGUGCUUGAGUCGGCAUUCACUGGACUGGAAGGGCUUAACAAACAAGCCUUCCUGACUGAACUGGGGAAUCGCUUGCACAAAGGGUUGCUUAACCAUUGGCAGAAGUUCACUUUUAAUCCAAGGUGAUCAACGGGUGUAUUUAUCUGACAAGGAAUAUAAUGAGUAUCUUCAGCAUCAAGCAAGUAAGCAUAUUUUUCUACCAAUAGCCUCAACUGCACAAUCUCCUACCUUUGGAUCAUGGGUUGUUGACUCAGGCGCUUCUGAUCAUAUUUCUGGUGAUAAAUCACUUUUUUCUGAUGUUUUUUUUUCACAAUCUCUUCCGGCUAUUACUUUCGCUAAUGGAAUUCGACCAGAGCCAAAAGGAGUUGGACAAGCCAAACCCCUCUCUUCUGUCACUCUAGACUCCGUUCUUUAUGUCCCUGGUUGUCCUUUUAAUCUUACAUCUGUUAGUCAUUUGACACGUGCCCUUGAUUGUAGUAUAACUUUUUUUGAUGAUUCUUUUUUAAUGCAGGACCACAAAACGGGACAGACAAUUGGCAUAAGACAUGAAUCACAAGGCCUUUACCAUCUUACCGCUUCAAAUUCCUUCAUAGUAUGCUCCGCUACAGAUCCUCCCAACCUUAUUCACAAACGUUUGGGACAUCCUAGUCUAUCCAAGCUACAAACGAUGGUGCCUAUUUUGUCAAGUCUAUCCACAUUAGAUUGUGAGUCGUGUCAACUUAGGAAAUAUACCCGUGCUACAUUUUCACGUAGUAUUGAGAGUCGCUCAGAGUCUAUUUUCUCAUUAGUUUAUUCCGAUAAUUGGGGUCCUAGUAGAGUCAGUUCACCGUUCGGAUUUCGUUACUUUGUUACUUUCAUCGAUGAUUUUUCAAGCCUUGGAAACAGCCUCUGGCAGAAAUGCAAGGUAAGGCUGUGUACGAUACACCCUUGUGGUGGGGCCUUUCCCCGGACACCGCGCAUAGCGGUAACUUUAGUGUAUCGGGUUGCCCUUUUUUUUACUUGGGUUUACUUAAUGAAAGAUCGUUCCGAGUUAUUCUCUAUAUUCAAAAGUUUUUGUGCUGAAAUACAAAAUCAAUUUGGUGUUUCUAUUCGUGCUUUUCGUAGUGAUAAUGCCUUAGAAUACUUAUCCUCCCAGUUUCAGGAGUUUAUGACUCAUCAAGGAAUCAUUCACCAAACAUCAUGUCCUCAGCAGAACGGUAUAGCAGAAAGAAAAAAUAGGCAUCUCAUCGAGACUGCUCACACUCUUCUCAUUGAAUCCCAUGUUCCACUGCGUUUUUGGGGCGAUGCGGUCCUCACAUCCUGCUAUCUAAUUAAUAGAAUGCCAUCAUCUUCGAUCCAGAAUAAGGUUCCCCAUUCCAUACUAUUUCCUCAGUCACAUCUCUACUCUAUCCCCCUGUGAUAGUCAUUGGGAUGCAGUUAUUCAGAUUUUACGAUAUAUAAAGUCAUCUCCAGGUAAAGGACUACUCUUCGAGGAUCGAGGCCAUGAGCAUAU